Molecule: messenger RNA, 1620 nt
Organism: Eremothecium cymbalariae DBVPG#7215
Lineage: Eukaryota; Fungi; Ascomycota; Saccharomycetes; Saccharomycetales; Saccharomycetaceae
Product: FHA domain-containing protein
Exons: 1
Coding region: 1-1620 (539 amino acids)
Molecular function (GO): protein binding
Source: RefSeq, a predicted model, not a curated record
AUGUCAGGGCAUUUUCUACCUUCAUCGCCGAUUGGGAGUGGUAGUUUGAGAUGUUUGGUAAAUGGAGAUGGAGAUGAAUCCUAUGGGGGUUGGUCGGAGGCGGGAUCGCCUAAGAGGAUGAAGAAAGGCGGGGGUUGGGUGAAGGGUGCAGACGUGAAGAUGGUUGAGAGGGAGUAUCCUACACCAAACCCUUCAUCUACUGUUGGGAGAUCUUCGUCGCCAGUAAGGACUCAGGAGAGCAGUUAUGUUUUGAGCGAUGGAGUGGCGGAGCAUGAGCAUGAGAAGGCAGAAUGUGUACUGGGCCGUCAGAGGUGUGUUGAAAUUGUUUUGGAUCCGACAAAGCCAUCGGUGUUGAGUGUAGGACGGCAGGGGUCUGUUUGUGAUGUGCGUCUACCUCGGGGUAGGAAUGUAUCUAGGCAGCAUGCGGUUAUCUCGUAUUUACCGCAGAAGAACCAGGUAAAAUUGGCGUGUACUGGUACAAAUGGAUUGGUAGUUUGUUUUCCUCGACGGCUACAGUAUGAGCUCGUGAAAAGGGUGGGCUCUGUGGAUAUAUUUGAGCUAGUGCUGGAAUCCAAAUGCAGUACUGUGAGUUCCGGGAAUUCUACAGGUAAGAUACUUGUGAAACAGCCUUCGUUAACGUCAUUUGUUCUCCUUAAGGGCGAAACGGUGAUAAUGCCGUUCGUGAAGAACACGGUAAUUGAUUUCAGGCAGUGCGUGGCUCGCCUUACGCUGUUUGAGUGCUUUGAUGAACAUGACGGCGGUGAUAGUGACAACGAUGACUAUAAUGUUCACAAUACUACUGAGACAGAAGAUGAACUCACACUGUUGAAUAUUAAUAGCGAUGACUUCCAUAAAGGCUGCCGUACACCGGUCAAAAAAUCAGAUGUGUUUGAAGUGCAAAAACGUUCUGAAGAAUUGCAUUUUAAGGAGUCUUCCCCUGUCGCCCAUCGUGAUGGGCCAAGCACUUAUAGUUUAGCCGCUACAACAAAAGUUGGUAAAUUACACUCAGUUGGUGGGAUUCAUAGUGGUAUAACGCCCGAUUCCUCAUUUAUUUUAGAACCUCCUUCAACACCUCUUAAAAAACACCAUGCAGAACAACACUCUUCGCUUUCAAAGCACCAUAAUACAGCAGUUCUGCAGCUUGGUGUCAACACAUCUAGUGACUCCAAGUUUGCAGAAUUAACUCCAAAGAAAUUAUCUAAAAGGAGACGGGAUGAGCGUCAACUUGAUGACUUUGAUUGGCAAGAAAAUUUGGAGGAUAUUAGGAAAAACGGUAUUGACCCUCAGGAGUUGCAAAAUGUCUUGGUAAAUCAUUUGGCCUUCUCUAACGUCCAGCAGGUUCCAAUAUCUUCGUUGCAGGAUGUCAACUCUACCAUUUCUAAGUUAACUCGCUGUCAAUUACGUGCUUUACUGGCCACAGAAAAAUGCAUUGGUGUCAUAUAUCGUACCGGUAAAGAUGCUGCUGGGAAACCCUUAGAUGAGGAGUACUACUAUGAUUUAGAAAAUGACCCUACCCAUAGUAGAAGGCAGCUUGUAUUAUCUUUGAAGGGGGGACGGACAGGAUUACGUUCCUGUAGGAGGGUUCACAAGCAAUACUUCUGGAAAAAGCCCACUAAAUAG